UAAUAAUUACUGUCAAUAAUCAAAAUCCUUGUAUUCAAACAAAACUUCGACUAAAGUUACUUUAGGGAAAUAUGUAUUAAUGUCGAAGUAAAAAAAAACAAAAUUUCAGUACUAAUGGCCUUUAAUUAUCUAAAUCUUGUGUAAACAUUUCUUAUUAACUGAUAAGAUUUCAAUAAGUCGUUCUUUUGAUAACAAUCGGAAUUUAUCACCGAGUUAAUGUCCUGCUAUAAGUUAUUACAUCUUCAUUUACAUCAUUUACAGUACUCGCACGGGUUUAGCGAUCUCAGUGGUCGUUUCAAGAUAGUGCGAAGAACAUACCUUACCAAUAAUAUGGCGACUCGACGUCAAGCUUUGUUACUUUCGUCAUCAAAUUGUCAUGGUUUCUCUUUGUUGGAAUUUGCUAAGAAAGAAAUGUGCGACUUUUUGACAAAAAAUAAUGUCAGCGAAUUACUCUUUGUACCGUAUGCUCAAAAGGAUUACGACGCUUACACAUCUAAAAUGCAGGAUGUUAUCGAACCAUGGGGAUUUACAGUAACUGGUUUACAUAGCUAUCCUGAUGUCAUUGGAACAGUUAAUUCAUCAAAAGCAAUUUUUGUAGGCGGUGGAAAUACUUUUUUGCUUUUAAAAACACUGUAUGAACAAGAUUUGGUCAGUCUGAUAAAAAAAAAAGUUGAUGAAGGAAGCCUUGUAUAUAUAGGUAGUAGUGCUGGGACAAAUGUAGCCACGAAAAGCAUUCAUACAACAAAUGAUAUGCCAAUAAUUUACCCUCCAUCAUUUGAAGCUAUUGGUAUUGUACCUUUUAAUGUAAACCCACAUUAUAUUGAGACUGAGCAUGAAACCCAUAAGGGUGAAACAAGGGACCAAAGAAUAUUGGAAUACUUAGAAAUGGGUCAUGCAAGUCCUGUACUAGGUUUGAGAGAAGGCUGCAUUUUACAUGUCAAUGGAUAUCAGUUGACUAUUAAAGGAAUUGCUGGUGCAGUUUUGUUUAAUGUGGGUGACAUAAGGCCAAGACAUUAUGAUGUUGGUUCAGACAUGUCAUUUUUGUGUGACCAAAUAAAGGAAGUGGAAUAGGGGCACCUGGGUAUAAUAACUACAUAUGGAAGUCAAAAUAAUAGUGUUUAUUUUUAUUGAAUAUAUUGUAUUAUAUUUAAUCUUG
Molecule: messenger RNA, 1156 nt
Organism: Trichoplusia ni (cabbage looper)
Lineage: Eukaryota; Metazoa; Arthropoda; Insecta; Lepidoptera; Noctuidae
Product: probable alpha-aspartyl dipeptidase
Exons: 3
Coding region: 217-1071 (284 amino acids)
Biological process (GO): proteolysis
Molecular function (GO): serine-type peptidase activity
Source: RefSeq, a predicted model, not a curated record